Molecule: messenger RNA, 3143 nt
Organism: Alexandromys fortis (reed vole)
Lineage: Eukaryota; Metazoa; Chordata; Mammalia; Rodentia; Cricetidae
Product: pro-neuregulin-2, membrane-bound isoform
Exons: 10
Coding region: 66-1991 (641 amino acids)
Biological process (GO): intracellular signal transduction; animal organ development; nervous system development
Molecular function (GO): signaling receptor binding
Source: RefSeq, a predicted model, not a curated record
AGCGGCGGGGGCCAGCGGCAGCGGAUAGCCGAGGCCGUCCCUCCCGCCCGGGACCCGGGGGCAGCAUGUCGGAGCCCAGGAGGAGGGGCCGCGGCCGCGGCAAGAAGCACCGAGAGGGGAGGAAGCGGGAGCGGGAGCCUGAUCCUGGGGAAAAAGCUACCCGGCCCAAGCUGAAGAAGAUGAAGAGCCAGACAGGCGAGGUGGGCGAGAAGCAGUCGCUGAAGUGCGAAGCAGCGGCGGGGAAUCCCCAGCCCUCCUACCGCUGGUUCAAGGAUGGCAAGGAGCUCAACCGGAGUCGUGAUAUUCGCAUCAAGUACGGCAAUGGCAGAAAGAACUCCCGAUUGCAGUUCAACAAAGUGAAGGUGGAGGAUGCGGGGGAGUAUGUCUGCGAGGCGGAGAACAUCCUUGGGAAGGACACCGUGCGGGGCCGGCUCCACGUUAACAGCGUGAGCACCACUCUGUCGUCGUGGUCGGGACAUGCCCGGAAGUGCAACGAGACGGCCAAGUCCUACUGUGUGAAUGGAGGUGUGUGCUACUACAUCGAGGGCAUCAACCAGCUCUCCUGCAAAUGUCCAAACGGAUUCUUCGGACAGAGAUGUUUGGAGAAACUGCCUUUGCGAUUGUACAUGCCAGAUCCUAAGCAAAAGGCUGAGGAGCUGUACCAGAAGAGAGUCCUGACAAUUACUGGCAUCUGUGUGGCUCUGCUGGUCGUGGGCAUCGUCUGUGUGGUCGCCUACUGCAAGACCAAAAAACAGCGGAGACAGAUGCAUAACCAUCUCCGGCAGAACAUGUGUCCAGCCCACCAGAACCGGAGCCUGGCCAACGGGCCCAGCCACCCUCGGCUGGACCCUGAGGAGAUCCAGAUGGCUGAUUACAUCUCCAAAAAUGUGCCCACCACAGACCACGUGAUCCGGAGGGAAACUGAGACCACAUUCUCUGGGAGCCACUCCUGCUCACCUUCUCACCACUGCUCCACAGCCACGCCCACCUCCAGCCACAGACAUGAGAGCCACACGUGGAGCCUGGAACGUUCGGAGAGCCUGACCUCGGAUUCCCAGUCAGGCAUCAUGCUGUCGUCAGUGGGCACCAGCAAGUGCAACAGCCCAGCCUGUGUGGAGGCACGAGCGCGGAGGGCAGCGGCCUACAGCCAGGAGGAGCGGCGCAGGGCUGCCAUGCCACCCUACCACGACUCCAUAGACUCCCUGCGUGACUCUCCGCACAGUGAGAGGUACGUGUCGGCCCUGACCACGCCCGCGCGCCUCUCGCCCGUGGACUUCCACUACUCGCUGGCCACGCAGGUGCCGACCUUCGAGAUCACGUCGCCCAACUCUGCGCACGCCGUGUCGCUGCCGCCCGCCGCGCCCAUCAGCUACCGCCUGGCGGAGCAGCAGCCGCUCCUGCGGCACCCGGCGCCGCCGGGCCCUGGGCCGGGGUCCGGCGCGGACAUGCAGCGCAGCUACGACAGCUACUACUACCCCGCGGCGGGGCCCGGACCGCGGCGCAGCGCCUGCGCGCUGGGCGGCAGCUUGGGCAGCCUGCCCGCCAGCCCCUUCCGCAUCCCGGAGGACGACGAGUACGAGACCACGCAGGAGUGCGCGCCCCCGCCGCCGCCGCGGCCGCGCACGCGCGGCGCGUCCCGCAGGACGUCAGCGGGGCCGCGGCGCUGGCGGCGCUCGCGUCUCAACGGGCUGGCGGCGCAGCGCGCACGCGCGGCGCGGGACUCGCUGUCGUUGAGCAGCGGCUCGGGCUGCGGCUCGGUGUCGGCCUCGGACGACGAGGAGGACGACGCGGACGGGGCGCUGGCGGCCGAGAGCACGCCUUUCCUCGGCCUGCGGGCGGCGCACGACGCGCUGCGCUCGGACUCGCCGCCGCUGUGUCCGGCGGCCGACAGCAGGACUUACUACUCCCUGGACAGCCACAGCACGCGCGCCAGCAGCAGACACAGCCGUGGGCCGCCCACGAGGGCCAAGCAGGACUCGGGGCCCCUCUAGGCGUCCCCGCCUCGCCCGCCCCACGUCUCCAAGGAGAGCGGAGACCACCGACUGGAGAGGGAAUAGGAGCGAACAAAGAAAUAAAAAUAUUUUUAUUUUCUAUAAAAAGGAAAAAAGUAUAACAAAAUGUUUUAUUUUCAUUUUAGCAAAAAAUUGUCUUAUAAUACUAGCUAACGGCAAAGACGUUUUUAUAGGGAAACUAUUUAUAUGUAACAUCCUGAUUUACAGCUUCGGAAAAAAAAAAAGAAACAACAAAAAAAAAGAGAGAUGGGCCAAUUUUUUGACUCUUUAAUAGAAACCUAUAUUGUGGUGCCUUUUGCUGUAUGCUAAUCUGGGGCUCCUGGAGAGUCGUCUGGGGUGCAGGGUGGGGAUGGGCGCUUGUAGGAUCCCAAACCGGUGAGGGUGAGAAAAGGCAGGGAAAGGAGACCGAGGUUCUACUGGCCCUGAGGGUAGUGGACAGUGAGGAAGAAAAUGGAGACAAGGCAGAAUUUGAUCUUCCCCUGUUCAGAUCUGGAAUCUCGGGCAGAGAGGGCAGGGAUCCUUGCCUAGAGCUGAAAUUGAGGUCGGGUUACUUCGAGGGGGAGACAUAGCCCUCCAACUACAGCAACUAGAAUGGGGAGGGGUCCUCCCCUCUCCUCAAGGCUGCUAAGGGAAAGAGGACGGAGAAGGCGGUCUCCCCACCAGCCCCCGGCCUAGGGAGGGGCAGCACUACCAGGGGCCCAACCUUCAUAGCUCCUCCUCCUGCGGCCUCCAGGGUACUCUGUCCUCUGCAGCAUCUUCGUUUACAGGUCGUCUUUUCUAUUUUACGCCUGCAUGUCCUUUGCAUUUCAGACUCUUUGGAUUGAAUGCAUGGUCACGCUGGGACCCAGAAGAGCCACUCCGACAGUGUAUUCGAUUCCCCUUUUAGCAAUAAAGUAACGCCAUGUCCUUCUCACAGCCCAGCUCCCAACCCACCUAUGACUUCAUCCUCCAAUCCUGCCCUCCCCUACCCUCACAACUGGAUCCAAUGCUAAUUUGUCAAAAAAGGCAAUUGUCUAAAAAGGAAACAAACAAACAAAGUCCCAAACAGGAACAGAUGGGAACCCUGACAUGUCCAAACACCUGACUGUUGACACUUGAACAUUUUUAUAUUAUAAAUAAAAUCAGAAAUAA